This is a messenger RNA of Propithecus coquereli (Coquerel's sifaka), 2157 nucleotides long. RefSeq names its product transmembrane protein 260 (gene TMEM260). The record is from RefSeq and is a predicted model, not a curated record. Bases 1 to 2022 code for a protein of 673 amino acids. NCBI's taxonomy places the organism in Eukaryota, Metazoa, Chordata, Mammalia, Primates, Indriidae. The transcript is spliced from 15 exons.
AUGAGUCCACAUGGCGACGGCAGGGGCCAGGCCCAGGGGAGGGCAGCCCGAGUGGGGCCGCGGCGCUCCGGGGGCCUCCGCGGCGGCGUCGCCGUGUUCGCCGCUGUGGCCGCCGUGUUCACCCUCACGCUGCCCCCCUCGGUGCCCGGGGGAGACUCGGGGGAACUGAUCACAGCCGCAUAUGAGCUUGGAGUUGCCCAUCCUCCUGGCUAUCCUUUAUUCACACUGGUGGCUAAACUGGCAAUUAUACUAUUUCCUUUUGGUUCAAUUGCCUAUCGCGUCAAUCUUCUCUGUGGCUUAUUUGGAGCAGUAGCUGCAUCGUUACUUUUUUUCACUGUUUUCAGGCUUUCUGGCUCAUAUGCUGGAGGAAUCCUUGCUGCGGGGGUGUUUUCAUUUUCUCGUCUAACAUGGCAGUGGUCCAUUGCAGCAGAGGUUUUUAGCUUAAACAAUCUGUUUGUGGGGCUGCUUAUGGCUCUCACUGUACAUUUUGAGGAGGCGGCAUCUGCAAAGGAGAGAUCAAAGAUAGCUAAAAUUGGUGCUUUCUGCUGUGGCCUUAGCUUAUGUAAUCAGCACACAAUAGUACUCUAUAUUUUGUGCAUAAUACCUUGGAUUCUCUUUCGACUUUUAAAAGAGAAGGAACUCUCCCUGGGCUUUCUGCUGAGGUUGAGUCUGUACUUCUCUGCCGGGUUGCUGCCUUAUGUCUACCUUCCUAUCUCAUCCUACCUCAACCAAGCCCGGUGGACCUGGGGAGACCAGACAACAUUGCUAGGAUUUUUGACGCAUUUUCUCAGGGAAGAAUAUGGAACAUUCAGCCUGGUUGUUUUUUACAGUUCUCAAGUAACAAGUAUGAGGACCGAACUCUCAUUCAACAUCCAAGCCCUCGCAAUUUGGGCAAAUAUAUGUUUAGUAAGAAAGGCAAAUUUAGAUAUUUCGAACCCACUUUUCAUGGGUGUGGUGGAACGAUUCUGGAUGCAGAGCAAUGCAGUGGUGGCUGUCCUGGCUGGCGUUGGUUUGGCUGCACUUGUGUCUGAGAGUAACAGAGUGCUGAAUAGCAAUGGGCUUCAGUGUUUGGAGUGGCUUUCAGCGGCUCUUUUUGUAGUUUACCAAAUAUAUUCUAAUUACAGCAUUUGUGACCAAAGGACCAACUAUGUGAUCGAUAAAUUUGCAAAGAACCUUCUAGCCUCUAUGCCUCGUGAUGCAAUUAUCUUACUCAGAGGAGAUUUGCCAGGGAAUUCUCUCCGUUACAUGCAUUACUGUGAGGGGUUGAGGCCAGAUGUUUCAUUAGUGGAUCAGGAAAUGAUGACUUACGAGUGGUAUUUACCCAAGAUGGCAAAGCAUUUACCAGGUGUCAACUUCCCUGGGAACCGGUGGAAUCCUGUGGAAGGAAUAUUACCUAGUGGAAUGGUCACAUUUAAUCUUUAUCAUUUUCUCAAAAUAAAUAAACAAAAAGAAACAUUUGUUUGCAUAGGAAUUCAUGAAGGGGACCCAACCUGGAAAAAGAACUAUUCACUUUGGCCAUGGGGGUCUUGUGACAAAUUGGUUCCUUCAGAGAUUGUAUUCAACCCUGAGGAAUGGAUUAAACUUACAAAAAAUAUGUAUAACUGGACUGAAGAAUAUGGAAGGUUUGAUUCAACUUCCUGGGAAUCCGUGGCCAAUGAAGAGAUGUGGCAAGCAAGGAUGAAAACACCGUUCUUCAUCUUUAACCUGGCAGAAACUGCUAAUAUGCCUUCAAAUUUGAAAGCUCAACUCUACAUUCAUGCAUAUAACCUUUAUAAGGAGAUUGUCUAUUUGCAAAAGGAACACCCAGUGAAUUGGCACAAGAACUAUGCCAUCGCUUGUGAGCGGAUGCUACGUCUUCGGGAGAGAGAUGCAGACCCUGAAGUCCUCUUAUCUGAAACCAUCAGACACUUCCGUCUCUACACUCAGAAAGCACAGAAUGAUCCACAGCAAGCUGAUAUUUUAGUUGCUCUAAAGCACCUAAGAAAAGAACUGCAAAGUCUAAGAAAUAUGAAAAAUGUCUGAGACAGCAAAAUGUGAAAAACCUGCCUGUCAGUCAGCUUCCAAAAUUCUGAAGUCCAAAAGUUUUUCCUUCAAGAAAAAAACUGUAUAAAAAAUUUAAAACGAAAUCAUCUCCCAGAUAGAACUAACAUGAUACAG